AUGCCAAAUUUUCAGCCUGAUCAGAGCUUGCGUGCGGCGAAUGCGGCGCGAGAAUAUCUUGACGGCGACUCGCUAACGCUGAUACACAAGACCAAUGAAGGCCUCGUAAAGAAGUAUAUCUGGCUUCUUCGCGCCAAUCUGGCUCUUCCAAGCGGGGAAAGGAGGCGCCCUACUGCUCUUACCGAUGCUGAAGAGAAGAGUCUACUCUCAUACGCAAGACUCGUCGAAGGCGGCACUUUCGCACUCACGGAGGCAUGCCUCAUCAAUAAGGCCAACUUUAUCCGCCAUCAUCGCCGUCAGGGCUUAACUUCUCAGGUGUCGAGAUCGUGGCUUACUCGCUUUAAACGGCGGCAUCCAGAGCUUGCCAUCAGGAGGGCUAGGAUCCAGGAGAUCACUCGCGCCGGCGCCGAGCUUGAGGUUGACGAGCUUGAGGCUUGGUUCCACGAAUAUCAGGCCGUUAUCAAGGAGCUCAGAAUAACGCCAGAAAAUCUAUGGAAUUUCGACGAAACCCCUCUUCAGCUUGGGUGGAUGAAGGGCUCCCUAAAGCUAGUGUCAUUACGGAUGAAGAGGAGCAGAAGGCCCGUCUUCUUCCAGCCUGGGAAUAAGGAGUCGUUAACAUCAUGCAAAGUCCUCCUUGAAGAAUACACGAUGGCUACAAUUAGCGACGACGUUGUCGUUACAUAUACAACAACAGGAUAUAACAAUAGCCAGCGGGCGUUCCAGUGGCUUCAGCACUUCAACCGCUACUCCUUUGCUAGAAACUGGUUCGGCUACCCGGCUACAAUCACACGGGAAGGCUGGGAUAAGAGCAAUGGGGAACGGCGUACAUUCUACACUCAGAAGACGAAGACGGUCUUCCGGCUGCUCGUUAUGGAUGGAUUUGCUGCACACGAGGACCCUGAAUUUAUCUGGUAUUGCGAGAUGUUCGAGAUCGUACCGUUCAAGCUACCAUCGCAUACAAGCCACCUCCUACAACCUCUUGACGUUGGCGUCUAUCAACAUCUCAAACGUGCACAACAAGGAGCCUUAAAGAAGUUCGUUAUCGGUGGCGGCACACGCAUCUCGAGAUUCGACUUUCUCUGCCAAUGGAAUGAGCUAUUCAGCGCCGCGUUUAAGGCUUGUUAUAUCUUUGUGGGCUUUGAACAUUUAUACAGCAUCAGCAAGACCGUAUCCAGCGAGAGAGGCGCAGAACCAAGACCCUACGCCGAAUCCGAGGCGUUGACGAUGGCGCCUUUACGAUACAGCAACUACGAGAAAGCGGCCGCCCGGCAGCAAGAAGACCAAGAGGCUAGUGCCAAGCGUGCUCUUAAGGAUAGCGAGACUCAAUUUCGACAUCUCCGUGCUAUGGAUGCCGCACAAACAGCGUCACAGCCUCGUCUACGCGGUGGAGCCGCCGUGGCGGCGAAAGCAGUAGAAGAGGCCAAAGCGCUGGACUACGGCUACGGAGGGCUACCGGUAUUUCCUAUGGGCAACACACCUAAAGGCGAUCUCACAGCUCUUCCUGAUAUCGUGGCCUGGUCACAAGCUCAGGAGGAGGCGCGGGCACAAGCUGCUGCCAACGUGGCCGACGAAGACUCUGAUAUCGAUCAUGACUAUAUAUCUAUGCUGCUUUCUUCAGAGCCGGAUCUCGCGCCUAAUAGCGACGAUGAUGAGGAUGACAUUCAGAUCAUAACAACACAGCGCCAACGCCCGCGUAUUGCGAGACCACCACUAUCGCAGCUUCCACUCGAGCAGCUUCCGCCACGGCAGCCGGUGCAAUUGAACGAAGAAGACGAGGCGGCGAUCCAGGCCGAGCUCAAGGAGGAACGCGUUAUCGUGGGUGUAUACAGCGACGAGGAUAAUGAAGAAGAGGAUGAGCCGGAGGUUGUUAUAUAUGGUAGACGAAUUGCUGUACCAAAGACGCGCGUGCGUCAGGCCUAG
This is a messenger RNA of Hirsutella rhossiliensis, 1920 nucleotides long. RefSeq names its product DDE superfamily endonuclease domain-containing protein. The transcript is spliced from 6 exons. Gene Ontology annotation, cellular component: nucleus. Gene Ontology annotation, molecular function: DNA binding. The record is from RefSeq and is a predicted model, not a curated record. Bases 1 to 1920 code for a protein of 639 amino acids. Lineage: Eukaryota; Fungi; Ascomycota; Sordariomycetes; Hypocreales; Ophiocordycipitaceae.